This is a messenger RNA of Bombyx mori (domestic silkworm), 2300 nucleotides long. RefSeq names its product vesicle transport through interaction with t-SNAREs homolog 1A (gene Vti1a). Gene Ontology annotation, cellular component: ER to Golgi transport vesicle membrane; endoplasmic reticulum membrane; Golgi apparatus. The transcript has 6 exons. The record is from RefSeq and is a predicted model, not a curated record. NCBI's taxonomy places the organism in Eukaryota, Metazoa, Arthropoda, Insecta, Lepidoptera, Bombycidae. Gene Ontology annotation, biological process: intracellular protein transport; vesicle fusion with Golgi apparatus; retrograde transport, endosome to Golgi. Gene Ontology annotation, molecular function: SNAP receptor activity; SNARE binding. The coding region runs from base 259 to 873 and encodes 204 amino acids.
UGCUUAGUAUCAGGUGGCAAAUUAUGCUUAAUGUUUUCCUUUUGUCCUGUAUCGUUGUUUUUAAUCUGUUAUAAUUUCACCUUUGUUAAUUAACGAGGCUGUAUUCAUACAUUUAUUUAUUUAUUAUCAGAAAUUACUAUAUCAAUUUACAGAACCAUCAUAUCUAUCAAGGCUCAUAAAAAUCGAUACCUAAACUAUUAUUGAUUUUUACUUGUUAAUGUAAUGUAAUGCUGUUUAGGUACCAGGUAAAUUAAGACGAUGGCCACAUUAGUGCAAUCUUAUGAGCAGCAAUAUUCGGUGCUUACUGCCGACAUCACCGCAAAAAUAGGACGAUUAAAAAAUGGCACUGCAGAAAACCGAGAACAAUUAUCAAGAGAAAUACAGUCAAACUUUGAAGAGGCAAAUGAUUUGUUGGAACAGUUGGAGUUGGAAGCACGAGGUCCCCGUGUAGCUGCUUACCGUGCUGAACUGCAGCGAGUCAAACAACAGUUCAAAACUACACUCGGAACCAAUGGACAUUUAGUGGGUGAGGUGUCGGAGAGCGAGGACUGGGGUGCGGGCGAUGAGCGCCGACAGUUGCUCGACAACUCAGAGCGCCUUGAACGCGGAGGCCGAGUUUUGUCUGAAGGAUAUAGAGUCCUACUCGAGACUGAACAGGUGGGAGCAGCUGUGCUGCAGGAUCUCAGCGUACAGCGGGAGACCAUACAGCGGUCGCGCGCUCGGCUGCGCGAGACCGACGAGGAGCUGGAUCGGUCGUGGCGGGUGGCGGCGGGCAUGUCGGCGCGCGCGCUGCGGCACCGCGCGCUGCUGCUGGCGGCGCUGGGCGCGCUGGCGCUGCUCACGGGGCUGGCGCUCUACCUGGCGCUGUCCUGAUGCUGGCCGGCGUGCGGCGCCCGCAAGCGCUGCGCCGCCCUGCCGCUCGAGCGAAUACUCAACGUACCUGUUCUCAAACUAGGAUUGACCUUCGAGAAGAUGUUACAUAAUAUGAAACCGUAAAACUGUCCUAAGCAUAUUUUCUUUGGGCGUGACGUUAGUAUGUAAUGCUUAAAAAUCGACUUCGAUCACAAAUGACACGAACGAUAUAUCUACACGUAAUCAAAUUAGUUCUUCAUAGUGAAGUACAUAGUUCUGUCUCGCGUCACAUACUGACCAGUGUGCUUAGUGAGAGUUUUUUAACGUUCUCGAUAGCGUAAAAGUUAGCCAAAUUUGUAUAGAGUUGGAAUGUUUGCCUACGUUUGCCGCUAGGGGCGCUGAUCCAACUCCAUACAAAUUUGAAUUACUUUUACGCUAUCGAGAACGUUAAAAAACUCGCACUAAGCACACAUAUUUACAGGCCGGAUAAAAAAAAAUAGUUUUAAGGUAAUCGCUUAUGGCAGCCCUGUAGCUAAUAAAUUAUUAUAAUCUGCUAAAUCACCUUCCAAGGGAGUAAAAUUAACUUGCAUUAUAUAACUUGCAAACAAAUAAAAUGUAUUCACUGUUGCUAUUCUGUAAGUCUAUAAUUGAUUUUUUAUUUAUUUAUAUAGACGUAAUUUAAAGGUUAAUAAUGUAUCUACGAAUAUAUUGAAAAUAUAAUUUAAAAAAAAAAACUCUUGUAAAUAUUAACUUCUUAAAUACCUAUGUUAACAUAGUUUUUAAAAUAAUUACAAUUGUUGGACAAAAUGUUACACAAAAAAUAAACGGUCACGUGUAUUACUAAUUUAAAUAGAACAUAGUUAAUCUCAAUAAAUUAUAAGUUUUUCAAUUUGAAAACUUGCUAAAUUUAUCUGAAUAAUCACUAAAAUGAUCUCUUAAAAUAGUGCUGCCGAUUAUAAAUUUUGCUAGUGACGAAAUGUCUAAAUCUGUUAUUUUUUUUAUUUAGUACGUAGACUCCGUGUAUGAUAUUUACGGCACAAUCGGUAAGGUAAACUGGUGAUACCACAAUAAAAAAAAAAACUUUGACCAAAUUCUAUCUAUUAUCUAUCUAUCUAUAUUCUAUCUAUAUCUAUUCUAUGUUAGAAAAAAAUAUAACAAUUUGGUAUCUUUAAAGCUGAUGAUACAAACAUAAAGUCCACACCUACCUUUAUAUAUAUAUAUAGUUGAUACGCAUAGUUUUCCUUUGUUUGUAGUACUUUAGUACCAAAUAUCGUCUUGUUUUACUUCGAUAAUGUAAAAUAUUACAGAAUAAGAUUUGCUCGUUUUGUUUGUAAACUGUCUCCUACUUUAACAAUAUUUGCGAUAUUUAUAAUGUCACUGAGUGUUAUUAUUAUAUCAUAGUUAAGUGUUAAUAGAAGUAAUUAGCUGAAUAAAUGUGAUAUAUAAUG